UGUGCUCCGCGGUAGGACACCUCUGGAAACCGCAUCCGCAGCCACUUAGUUCCGCCGACCCUUUAUGUGCAUCCGGCCUUCCCCUACCCUGUGAAGUUGUAGUGGCCCGGUGGGAGAGAUCCCUCUGGGAGUGCGUUGUCCUCGCAACGAACCUGAACCUAACGUGAUCUCGAAAGCCCAGGACUCCGGCGAUCCCACUCACCUGCAUCAUGGCAGUCCCAGGUUGCAACAAGGACAAUGUCCGAGCAGGCUGCAGAAAAUGUGGCUACCCUGGUCAUCUGACUUUCGAGUGCCGAAAUUUUCUCCGGGUAGAUCCCAAAAGGGACAUUGUGUUGGACGUCAGCAGCACAAGUAGUGAGGACAGUGAUGAAGAAAACGAGGAGCUGAACAAGCUGCAGGCUCUUCAGGAGAAAAGAAUAAAUGAAGAAGAGGAGAAGAAAAAGGAAAAAAGCAGGGAGAAAAUUAAAUUGAAAAAAAAGAGGAAAAGGUCUUACUCCAGCACCACUGAAGAGGACCUCACAAAACAAAAGAAACAGAAGUAUCAGAAAAAAGAAAAGAAAAAGGAAAAAAAGAGCAAAUCAAAAAGAGGAAAACAUCACAAAAAGGAAAAAAAGAAGAGAAGAAAGGAAAAGCGUUCUUCUCCUAACCGUUCUGAAGUCACCAAGAAGUAACAGAGUCUUGGGCCUAACUCAGGAAAUGGAAGAAUUCAGUGUUUGUAACUAUUGAACAUUCCUUGGAAUUGCUAUAUAACUACGCUUCGCAGAAAGUCCCAGCCUCUUUCAUAAAGACAUUUAUCACCUAUUGGGGCCCUUAUCGCUCUCCCCAUCUGAAUUAAAUCCAUCUCUUUACUUGACAGAUGUGCCUCAAUUAUAGAUAUGUGUACACACAAAGCACAUCAUUUUGGCUCUCUGUGUUUUGGUGUUUUAGGCCUGUGCUGUCUCUUGGUAAGUUCAUUAGCACGUGGCUUUACUGCAAUCAGAGGAGUAAUCUACAUUGCAGCUCCUGAGUCACAUCCGCCUUGCAGUGGUAAAGCUGCUUCGGUGGCAGUGACUUGCUCUUGAUACUGAAUAGCUUUAUGUACUCUGCAAUGUACAAAGAGAGUGAGGGUCUUCAUUGUUGUUUUUAAAUCUCUAGACUUUUUAAGUAACUUCAUUGAGGAUAAAACUGCUUUACUGAUCUUAAGUAGUAAGUUUUUAAAUGAAUGGGAUCUACAGGAAGAUAAUAAUCAAAGUAUUUAUAACAGUGCCAUUGAUUUAUGAAAUGCAUGUUUCUAGCACUGACCUCCAAUGUUUUUAUAACAAUUAGAACAUCCCUUAUUUUUAAACAAUCAUUUAGCUUACUAGGAAGUCUGGCAGGGAGAUUCUGUACUGGUCAAGAUUAUUAGGGUAGAUCCUUGGUUGAUUUACAAAUGUGCCAUAUUGGCAUGUCUUAGGUGAUACCUCAAACAGAGCUUUUUGUGUGGGAACAGCAAAAUCCUCAUUAAAACUGAUUUUUAUUAUGUCUAGUGUAUAUAGUGCUUGCAUAUUGCGUAUUAUGGCGGUUUUUAUGAAUGUUUGCAUAUAUAUUUAUUUUUUUCUGAAAUGGUUUUAGAGUGAGUUUCACACUGAAUUUCUGGCUUCAUGGUUAAUCAAUGCUGAUAUUUCCUCUUUCCCUUCAGUCACAAAUCUUAGUAGCACUGUGAAAAUUUUUAAAUUAAGAUUUUCAUUCUAUACUUUUUAAAAUUGAUAACUUGGAGGGUAGCAUCAUGAAGGCCUUUGUAUAAUAAUGAAAUUUGUAUAUAAAUAAGCAUUUCCAAUGACAUGUUAGUAGAUUUAAGUGUUUCUGACGUUUUUAAUUUCAUGGUUAUCAGUGUAGAGUAGUUUAACAUCUACUAUUCCCUAAUACCAACAAGUUAAUGUAUUAACAUAAAAGCAUUGAACACCAACCUGUUAUCAUCGAACAGCUCCAAAGUUUCUGAGUACCUUGCUCUGGUACACUUAAUACAUCUUCAGAUUGGUAAGUACACUUGUGGCUGUGGGCAAAUUUAUGGCCGUAGAAUCAGAUAUGUACACUUGACCUUGCAGGCCAGCGCUUUACUAACGCUUCCCUUACCCAGCCCCUGAACUGGCAUUCCCUGAUUGACUCAGGAGCAUUCCUUAGAAGUCCCUUAAUGUCCCCUCAUCUCUGCUCAGGUGGCACAGAAGCUAUCCCCACACCCUUCCCGACACUGCUCCCAUGAAGUACAAGUGUACUGCUCUUCCACUAACUGGUUACUCUCCUGGCCCAUAAAAAAGUAAUUUUGUUUAGAAUUUUGUCAGUUGUUUGAACUAAAGCACAGAACUUUGAGAUUUUUAAGGAUUUGUUUUGUCUAUGCUAAUUUUUGUGAAAGUUCAGUUAUCUGAACUAAUAAAAGGUUAUUUGGAUUAAUAAAAAUAAAUGUCAUUUUUAAAAUACUUUUUUUAAAAAUAGCAGGGAGCUGGAAAAGUUGCUCCAUGGUUAAAUGCUCUUGCUGCUCUUAGUUCAGUUCUCAGCAUCCUCACUGGGAGGUCCAUGAGUACCUGUGACCCUCAGUUAAAUGCUCUUGCUGCUCUUAGUUCAGUUCUCAGCAUCCUCACUGGGAGGUCCAUGAGCACCUGUGACCCUAUCCAGCUCCACCUGUGACCCUUACUUCAGCUCUGAGGGACCUGAUGCCUUCAUCUAACUUGUGUGGUACCCAUGGAGAUGUUCACAGAGAUACACACAUGCACAUAAAUUUAAGAUUUUCUAAAUUUUAAGCUUAACAAGAAAUAGCAAAUACUACAUAAAUGGCCUCAUCCUAUUGUGUGUGUAACAGUGUUAGCAAUGACAGUUGUAAAUGAAUAUUCAUCAUAUUUAUGUUUUACUCAGGAUAAUGGUAAGAAAAUACAAAUUGACAUGUAAGGGUUAUUUUUCCCUCCAAUUGUGACAAAGCCACAAAUGUCAUAUGCAGUCAGCUUCUCACUCAGUAAUCUGCUACAAAAAAUAAAAGAUUUUAAUAGACUAGUUAAUUAUUUCCCCCAGAAAUAAUCUUAACAUUAUUAAUAAAUGUCCCUAUAAUAUUAGUAUAUCUUAUGAAAUAUCUGAGUAAAGUCAUUUCACUAAAUUUAGAAGUUAUUGUUCUUGCUGUUCUUGUUGGAUUGAGAUGGAAAUAGGAAAAUUCAUGAAAUUUCUUUGUAGGCAAUAUGGAAGAAACAGAAAGAAAUCUUCAGUUAGUAGUAACUGUCCCAAAAUGAGCCUGAACCACCCUGCCCAUGCUCCAUCCGCUCUCACCUCUGUGCAGCCUUUAGCCAUACCCCCACAUUCUGUGGAGCCCCCAGCAGUCAUUAGCUUCUCGGGGCCUUGGUGACUCUUACCUAUGAAAUAUUAUACUGUGCUUUCUCAGAUCACCUGUAGCCCUUAAUGUAUCUGACUAUCAAUAAUAUUUCAAUGAAAUUCAAACAAUAUCCUUUUUAGCAGGUACCUUAGCUAGAGCCAGCAUUCUGUAAGGGUUGCAUUUAUUAUUAUAUCUGGUAAACAUAUCAACUUAAUAAAUGGUAUUCGAUUCAUUCUGUUACAGCCCAGUUGUAUGCCAUUUUCACCAAAUGCAGAGUUUACAUGUCUGUAAAUUUACAAGAUUUCUGACUGCAGCUACAUUAUCUGAGCAUGUUGAAGCUGCUUUUUUUUAAGCUGACAGGCCCACUCCUCAGGUUCCCCAUUGUUUUUCUCAGAUCUGUUGCCUACGAGCUCUCUGGUUGGAUUUUCUUAGUUCCUAAUGUUAAGUAUGUCUCUUCUUACCCAUUUAGUUCUUGGAGGCCAGGGCACCAACUGUGUGUGUCUGCAUUUACAACUCUGCCUACAGUUAUAAGAUUCUAGGGUUAUCCUCAGCCUUGAAGUAGGUGACAGAGUUCUUACUAGCAGCUGUAGACUGCCCAUCUGCUUCCCUGAAACACUCACAUUCCGGCUGGGGGGAGGACCACCAGAACUGCACCCAUGCAGACCGGGAAGGAAGGUUGGUAAAGAACUACAGAUGCCGCCCAACUAGUUGGCAGCAAUUAGAGGAGCUCCUGAAAGAACAAAACGCCUGAAUUGGCUCCCAGGGACUAAACCACCAACCAAAGAAUACACAUGGGUGGGACUCAUGGCUCCAGCUGCAUAUAUAGCAGAGGAUGGCCUAGUCAGUCGUCAAUGGGAGGAGAGACCCUUGGUCCUGUGAAGGUUCUAUGCCCCAGUGUAGGGGAAUGCCAGGGCCAGGAUGCGGGACACGGUGAGUUGUUGAGCAGCAGGAGGGGAUAGGGAACAGAGUUUUUUUGUUUGUUUGGUUUGGUUUGGUUUGGUGUUUGGGUUUCCCCUCCACCCUUUGGAGGGGAAACUGGGAGAGGAGAUAUCAUUUGAAAUGUAAAUAAAAUAUCUAAUAAAAAAAUCUGAAUUGGAUGUUUUUAGCGUUGAUGAGAGGAGACUGGGCACUUCUUGACUUGAGUGAGUGCUGGCAAGAAAGAGGGCAAGGAGCUGGAAAUGAACAGUGUGCCUGAAAGAAUGGAAGCUUGGUGUGGCUGUGUAAUUCAGAGUGUAAAAACUUAAGAGACACUGUUUCGGGUUCCUGCAGCCAAGGGAAGGAGGCCUUAGGCUCCAUGAUGCUCCGUGUUUGCAAGAUAGCAUUUUUUAAGCCAUGAGACAAUAAAAGAAUUUUAAGGAAGGAAAUGGCAUUUACUCGGGUUUGGUCUCAUCUGUUUUGUAAUCUUGUUCUACAGUGUUUAAAAGAUGAAAAUGCUAUCAUUAAUAGUCUACAUAGAAGAUAGUUUGAGCUUUUUAUGCUCUAUUGUUUAUAAAUUAUAUAAUAGCUUGUAUUUCCUAGAACCAAAAAUAAAAAAUUAAAAAU
Molecule: messenger RNA, 4852 nt
Organism: Mastomys coucha (southern multimammate mouse)
Lineage: Eukaryota; Metazoa; Chordata; Mammalia; Rodentia; Muridae
Gene: Srek1ip1
Product: SREK1 interacting protein 1
Exons: 5
Coding region: 210-671 (153 amino acids)
Molecular function (GO): zinc ion binding; nucleic acid binding
Source: RefSeq, a predicted model, not a curated record